AUGGCAACUAGUACUACAUCAUCAUCAUCAUCAUCAACAACAACUCAUCAGUAUCAAUACAAUAACAAUCAAUCAAAUGCAUUCAAAGCAUUGAUGGCUGCAGCCACAUCAUUACAUCAGCAAGAGAAUCAGGAAAACUACUCUCCACGCGUCAACCUCAACAUCAACAAUAAUAAUAACAUCAUAAACAAGCAACCAACAUCAUCAUCAUUAUCAUCAAUAGCGGCACCAACAUUACAACCAACAUCACAACAACAACAACAACAACAACCAACAUCUUCACUAAUCACUAAGUCAAUGGUGAUCAGACCUUCCAUCCCACCACACUCCGCCCCCACAUCUACCAUGGCAACUCAGCCAAUUCAGCCAAGCCAACCAGUACAACAACACCAUCACGACCCCAAUGUUAAUAUCAUUGUCAGGGAGCCCAUCAAGACAAGCCAAGGCAUUAUAUACAAGGAGUACCACCAGGGUGAGUUCCUGGGCAAGGGUGGAUUCGCCAGAUGCUACACAAUGACCGACCUGGAAACCAAGCGUGUCUAUGCCGCCAAGAUCGUCCCCAAAUCCGCGCUCCAGAAACCAAGACCCAGAUCCAAGUUGAAGUCUGAGAUCAGGAUACACUGUUCGCUGAACCAUGAUAACAUUGUCAAGUUUGAACAUUGUUUUGAGACUGAUGAGAACGUAUACAUCCUACUUGGAUUGUGUAAUCAAAUGGUGAGUGAUUGA
This is a messenger RNA of Acytostelium subglobosum LB1, 726 nucleotides long. RefSeq lists its product as hypothetical. Lineage: Eukaryota; Evosea; Eumycetozoa; Acytosteliales; Acytosteliaceae. Gene Ontology annotation, biological process: protein phosphorylation; mitotic cell cycle; regulation of cytokinesis. Gene Ontology annotation, cellular component: centrosome; cytoplasm; nucleus. The transcript has 2 exons. Gene Ontology annotation, molecular function: protein kinase activity; ATP binding. The record is from RefSeq and is a predicted model, not a curated record. The coding region runs from base 1 to 726 and encodes 241 amino acids.